Messenger RNA from Trichechus manatus latirostris (Florida manatee), 3323 nucleotides. RefSeq names its product epithelial membrane protein 1 (gene EMP1). NCBI's taxonomy places the organism in Eukaryota, Metazoa, Chordata, Mammalia, Sirenia, Trichechidae. Gene Ontology annotation, cellular component: plasma membrane. The transcript has 4 exons. The coding region runs from base 755 to 1237 and encodes 160 amino acids. The record is from RefSeq and is a predicted model, not a curated record.
UAGCAAUGAUUGUGAGGAUGGGGCAGAAACGGGUAGGGUUCCUUCUGUUGUACAUAGGGUCACUAUGAGUUGGAAACGACUCGAUGGCACCUAACAACAACAACAGUUAUUGAAUACCAAACAACAUUAUAAUAAUAGAAGUAGUGGCUUUCACAUUUUAUAUCACAGUUGGGAUCAAAUUAGUACCCUAUUCAGUAUAUGGGCGUUGAGUAAUAGCUGCUAUUCUGUGAAAGGCAUUCGUUUCCAUUAGAAUUGCUGGGUGAGCAGUUGGAUAGAAGCAGGGGCACUUCCCUAGUCGAAAAUGGAAAUUUAUAUGACUUUGUUGCACAGAGAACUGGAAAUUACAGCUGUAAGAAGGCCUUUUAAAAACCAAAGUCCUACUUUUGGCCUCAAAACACGAACAAAAUAAAAUAUGAACAGUUGUCAUAAAUGUUCUUUAUUUGAAAUAGGCUAUAUUAGAGAAAUGAGUGUACACAUUAUAUAUAUGUAUGCCUGAGAAGAAACAGAAUUAUGUUCACAUUUAGGUAAAUAGAUGGAUAGGCAUUUAGGCACUUGGAGAACUAGAUUAACAAGGUGUUUUCAGGAAUUUAUAAUGAAAUUGUAAUUGUGAUGGUUUUCAUUGCAACUUCUGGUUGUCACAGAUAGCCCAUGCUUGUGGGAAAGCUGAAUUGUAUUAUUGAAUCUCUCCCCUUUGUUUUCUCUUUCCUUUACAGAACUCUCUUCACUUGCCGUCGUGUGUUAACAAAAAGUCAAGAUGUUGGUAUUACUGGCUGGUAUCUUUGUGGUCCACUUUGCCACUGUUGCUAUGCUAUUUGUUUCCACCAUUGCCAAUGUCUGGGUGGUUUCAAAUAAUGGAUCAGAAUCAGUAGGUCUCUGGAAAAAUUGUACCCAGGGCAACUGCAAUCAAGACCUGCCAUAUGCUUAUGAAGAUGCCCUCAAGUCGGUGCAGGCCUUCAUGAUCCUGUCCAUCAUCUUCUCUGUCAUCUCUCUGGUGGUCUUCGUGUUCCAGCUCUUCACCUUGGAGAAGGGAAACCGAUUCUUCCUCUCGGGGGCCACCAUGCUGGUGUGCUGGCUGUGCAUUGUGAUCGGGGCAUCAAUCUACACUCAUCACUAUGCCAAUGGUAAAAGAAACAAUUUCAUAGGCAGUCACCACGGCUAUUCCUUCAUCCUGACCUGGAUCUGCUUCUGUUUUAGCUUCAUCAUUGGCAUUCUCUACCUGGUCCUGAGAAAGAAAUAAGGCUGAACCAGUGAAUGGGGACAUGGGGGUUGGGGAGGAGGAAGUAGUUGAAUCCGGGAGGGAAGUGGAAGUUGCUGUGCUGGAGAAACCAAGAAGCGGGGGUGGGUGGGGAGGGUGGAGUAAGAGUGGAAGAGACCGAAACCCAAACUAUUACUGAAGAGAUUCUCUACUAUCAAGACCCUGCCUUUGGAGAAAGUAGUUGGCUAGCACUUUGAUGCUCCCUUGAUGUGGGCCAGAGAGCCUCUCUCUUGCCACCAAACUUGGCCUCCUGCACUUUUCACACUGCCUGGGGAGCCCUCAGCUGCCACACCACUGGCCCUGCCUCUGAAGGUGAAUUCUAGGUCAUGCACAGAGGUCCUCAGACCUACUGCACCAAGUUAAAAUAGCGGUACAAGUUCCGGCAAGAGCAGAUAUUGUUUUUGUGCUGAAUAUGCUAAGCCUGGAAGCCAUCCUGCCCUUCUGAAAUACCCACAGAGGGCUUUGGCCAUGGGGCCAUUUUCCCUCUUUAGAACUGAUAUUUAUCUCUGUAGAAUUCAGUGGCAUUUGUGACAUAAUGGGAGAAAGCGAGAUAGAGUUAGCAGACCAAGUUGGUGGGUUAGCUAAACCAAGAGAGAGAACUUCGUGCAACGGAAGGCCUGGGGGAUGGCCAGAGGCCAGACCAGAUCUUACACAGCUGUCCCUCAUGGGGGUCUCCUGCCACAGACUUUGCUAAGCCUCUCCCUUAAAGCCAAGGCAGCUCUUCGGAAGUUCUAUAAAGCCAUUAACGACCAAUUCAGUGGGGAAAGCACCACACAAAUUGUGGGAUCAAGAGGCAGUCUUGCAACAGGGCUACAUUAGGGUCAUGUUUUUAGGAUCCCCUCUCAAUAUAGUCAAUAUUUCUUUCAAAUAUAUCCUGAGAGAGAGAUGGCCACAGCUCCUUGUGACACAAUCCUAUUACUCUCCCUCUAAAUUAUACACUUUCAUGGAAGUUCUGUAUGCUUAUCCAUAUUGGGGAUCAGGAUCCUAGGCUUAGUGGCAGCUCUAGCUUUGACACUGGCUACAGUGGUCACCUCUCAGAGUCCCUGCCUAUCCCACUUCACACACAGGUGAGGCAUGACAAUUCUGGAAUCUGAUUAAAACACACGUACAAAUCAAAAGUAAGCAACAGGUCCUUGGGUGGAAGGUGCUAUCUAAUAGUGAAGUAUUAAGCAUAUUGUAUUUCAGUCAUGAUAAGAACAGAGUGCCUGCACUCCCAGGCAAAUAAGAAAAUUCCAAUGUGAUAAAUACAAAUGUCGGUGAUGGGCAGAUAUUUUCUUAGGAAAAAAAAAGCAAAAACUCUUGCGGUAUCCAGUCAGAUGAUAACUGAGCUGCUGUGAUGCCACGGGAGUAUUUCUAUAUAGGACUUAGAAGUAAGUAGUAUGUUAUUCCUGGUUAAGCAGGCAUUGCUCUUCCCUGGAGCAGCUAUUUUAAGCCAUCUCAGAUUCUGCCUAAUGGGGUUUUUUGGGAAGACACUUUCUUUACCAGCCUGAGAAGAAGAUCUACCCCCAGGAGGAUCUGAAACAUCUUGCCCACUUUCCUUCUUCUUGCUGUCUCCUUAUCCCAUAUCUCAUAUACCUUUCCUUUUUGGGGAGUUGUUAUGCCAUGAUUGCUGGUAUUUAUGUAAAAGGGCUAUUACCAAGUAUAUUUCUCCGUGUUCAUUCUGGUUAAGGGAAUAUUGAGGGCAGGCCACCAAAUUACUGGACUGGGGGGUGGAGAAAUUGGCCAGAAAAACUGUAGGGUGAUGAACUUUUAAAGUAUAAUUUAAUUAUCAGGCAAUUAUAGAAGUCUGUCUUAUGUGCAGAAACAUACUUACAUAUCAGAUAUAUCCUGAAGAGAUACUCACGUUAUGUUAAAAAGUCAAAAUAUGACUGGAAUGAACCAUGUAUUUCCUUGUCUUUUACUUUUUUUCUGUGACAUUUAUGUCUCAUGUAAUUUGCAUUACAUUUGUGGGUUGUUCUAGUACUGUAUUUGGCUUCUUCUUUAAUGGAUUGGUAUUUCAUAUACUAUAAUUGUAAAUAUUUUGAUACAAAUGUUUAUAACUCUAGGUAUAUAAAAACAAAUUCUGAUU